This is a messenger RNA of Lymnaea stagnalis (great pond snail), 4027 nucleotides long. NCBI's taxonomy places the organism in Eukaryota, Metazoa, Mollusca, Gastropoda, Lymnaeidae. The record is from the annotation of a GenBank genome assembly.
CUGAUGGCCUCCGCCAAGAAGGUCAAAGGUCUCGCCUUUCAUUACAAACAAAUCGUGGCCAUUGCGGCGAAAGAGUUCAGGCUUCGCGGGCGAGCCGUGCUGCCCAUGCUGGCGUGGAUCGUCCUCCUGUUCGCCGUCAGCGCCGGCACGGCCCUCUGGGAGUACCCCGUGGACGACACCGACGGCUGGCGGGACGCGCCCCUGAUGUUCGCGCUGAACAACCAGACCGCCACCGUCACCCACCUGACGGUCAGCGAGGGCGUCGCCGCGGGCUUCGCGGACGCUUACAGGGGGCAGUUUGAGGCCCUCAAUGAAACGAACCGGCUCGUCGAGUUCAACAGACCCCUGGUACAGAUGUGCCCUGUCCUCGAUAACUGUGUGGUUUGUACCAGAGAUGGGAAUCGAAACCUCUUUUAGAAGCUCGGUUCGGUUCAAGUUCGGUCGUCAACAGGGUUCGGUUUCGGUGUGCUCGGUUGGGGUUCGAUCCGGUUCCCAUCUCUAAGUUGUACAAUGCUCCGUCGAAUUGUUCUUUCGUUUUAUAUGGCCUAGGAUGCUGUUAGUUUAAAUAAUCCAGUGCCGUGGACCAGCUCUUCUUUUUUUUUUUUUUUGUCACACUAUUACCAAAAAGGGGCUAUUAUGACACAAGGGUUUUUAUGACAUAAUAGCUACAUGGACGCAAAGACACAUCGGGGCAUUAGUGACAGCAUUGUAGCUUUGAUUAACAUCAGAGCAUACAUGACCAAGGGCAUUAGCGAUAGCACUGAAGCUUUCAGUAACAUCAGAGAAUACAUGACCAAGGGAAUUAGUGGUAGCACUGUAGCUUUCACCAACACCAGAGCAUACCUCGCCAAGGGCAUUAGUGAUAGUACUGUAGGUGUUCAAAAAAUCUUAAUGAGGUUGCAAAACUGAUUUAUUAACUGUCCAUCUCUUUGUUGAGAGGGACAAAAAAAAAGAAGAAAUGAUAAGAGUCCUAGGGCCAAACAAGCUCACUCAUAUCCGUCACCUGUACCAUGCAACCUGGGUGAUUUUGCUGCAUACCAUCGUUGACCAUCUGCCUGCAGAUCUGGCAGAAUUGUUGUCCUGUGACUGCCCGCGGCCUUUAUAGUUGUUAAUUUUUAUGCUAUAAAGUGGUGUAGUCAUUGAACUGUAAUAAGAAAUGCGUUCUACAGUGUGAACUAGUAGUACAUACCUCUUAAUUACUUAUUUCUUUAGUACCUACCUCUUUAUUACUUAUUUCUUUAGUACAUACCUCUUUAUUACUUAUUUGUUUAGUACAUACCUCUUUAUUACUUAUUUCUUUAGUACAUACCUCUUUAUGACUUAUUUCUUUAGUACAUACCUCUUUAUUACUUAUUUCUUUAGUACAUACUACUUUAUUACUUAUUUCUUUAGUACAUACCUCUUUAUUACUUAUUUCUUUAGUACAUACCUCUUUAUUACUUAUUUCUUUAGUACAUACCUCUUUAUUACUUAUUUCUUUAGUACAUACUACUUUAUUACUUAUUUCUUUAGUACAUACCUCUUUAUUACUUAUUUCUUUAGUACAUACCUCUUUAUUACUUAUUUCUUUAGUACAUACCUCUUUAUUACUUAUUUCUUUAGUACAUACUACUUUAUUACUUAUUUGUUUAGUACCUAUCUCUUUAUUACUUAUUUCUUUAGUACAUACCUCUUUACUACUUAUUUCUUUAGUACAUACUACUUUAUUACUUAUUUCUUUAGUACAUACCUCUUUAUUACUUAUUUCUUUAGUACAUACUACUUUAUUACUUAUUUCUUUAGUACAUACCUCUUUAUUACUUAUUUCUUUAGUACAUACCUCUUUACUACUUAUUUCUUUAGUACAUACUACUUUAUUACUUAUUUCUUUAGUACAUACCUCUUUAUUACUUAUUUCUUUAGUACAUACUACUUUAUUACUUAUUUGUUUAGUACCUAUCUCUUUAUUACUUAUUUCUUUAGUACAUACCUCUUUAUUACUUAUUUCUUUAGUACAUACUACUUUAUUACUUAUUUGUUUAGUACCUAUCUCUUUAUUACUUAUUUGUUUAGUACAUACCUCUUUAUUACUUAUUUCUUUAGUACAUACCUCUUUAUUACUUAUUUCUUUAGUACAUACUACUUUAUUACUUAUUUGUUUAGUACCUAUCUCUUUAUUACUUAUUUGUUUAGUACAUACCUCUUUAUUACUUAUUUCUUUAGUACAUACCUCUUUAUUACUUAUUUCUUUGGUGCAUACUUCUUUAUCAAUUAUUUCUUUAGUACAUACCUCUUUAUUACUUAUUUCUUUGGUGCAUACCUCUUUAUUACUUAUUUCUUUAGUACCUAUCUCUUUAUCAAUUAUUUCUUUAGUACAUACCUCUUUAUUACUUAUUUCUUUAGUACAUACCUCUUUAUUACUUAUUUCUUUAGUACAUACCUCUUUAUUACUUAUUUCUUUGGUGCAUACCUCUUUAUUACUUAUUUCUUUAGUACCUAUCUCUUUAUCAAUUAUUUCUUUAGUACAUACCUCUUUAUUACUUAUUUCUUUAGUACAUACCUCUUUAUUACUUAUUUCUUUGGUGCAUACCUCUUUAUUACUUAUUUCUUUAGUACCUAUCUCUUUAUCAAUUAUUUCUUUAGUACAUACCUCUUUAUUACUUAUUUCUUUAGUACUUAUCUCUUUAUCACUUAUUUCUUUAGUACAUACCUCUUUAUUACUUAUUUCUUUAGUACAUACCUCUUUAUUACUUAUUUCUUUAGUACAUACCUCUUUAUUACUUAUUUCUUUAGUACCUAUCUCUUUAUCACUUAUUUCUUUAGUACAUACCUCUUUAUUACUUAUUUCUUUAGUGAAUACUUCCGUAUUACUUAUUUCUUUGGUGCAUACUUCUUUAUCAAUUAUUUCUUUAGUACAUACCUCUUUAUUACUUAUUUCUUUAGUACAUACCUCUUUAUUACUUAUUUCUUUGGUGCAUACCUCUUUAUUACUUAUUUCUUUAAUACCUAUAUCUUUAUCAAUUAUUUCUUUAGUACAUACCUCUUUAUCAAUUAUUUCUUUAGUACAUACCUCUUUAUUACUUAUUUCUUUAGUACAUACCUCUUUAUUACUUAUUUCUUUAGUACAUACCUCUUUGUUACUUAUUUCUUUAGUACAUACCUCUUUAUUACUUAUUUCUUUGGUGCAUACCUCUUUAUUACUUAUUUCUUUAGUACCUAUCUCUUUAUCAAUUAUUUCUUUAGUACAUACCUCUUUAUUACUUAUUUCUUUAGUACAUACCUCUUUAUUACUUAUUUCUUUAGUACUUAUCUCUUUAUCACUUAUUUCUUUAGUACAUACCUCUUUAUUACUUAUUUCUUUAGUACAUACCUCUUUAUUACUUAUUUCUUUAGUACAUACCUCUUUAUUACUUAUUUCUUUAGUACCUAUCUCUUUAUCACUUAUUUCUUUAGUACAUACCUCUUUAUUACUUAUUUCUUUAGUGAAUACUUCCGUAUUACUUAUUUCUUUGGUGCAUACUUCUUUAUCAAUUAUUUCUUUAGUACAUACCUCUUUAUUACUUAUUUCUUUAGUGAAUACUUCCGUAUUACUUAUUUCUUUAGUACCUACCUCUAUAGUACCUAUUUUGUUAGUGCAUGUUACUUUACUUAUUAUUAAAUCUAAUCAUUUUUUGACGAUUUUUCCAAGCCUUUUUUUUUUCCAAAACCUCCUAACCUUGUCCCCAAGCCGUGCAUGAUAAUAUAAAGUCUGUAGAAGUUAAGACGUCCAUUUGUCCAUCCUCUUGUCCAUUGUACCGGUCUUGUCCAGUGUACCGCUCUUGUACAUUAUACCACUUUGUCCCGGUCUAAUCAAUUGUACCGGUCCUGUACAUUAUACCACUUUUGUCCCAUUAGUCGAUUCUCUUGUCCAUUGUACUGGUCUUGUCCAUUGUACCGCUGUUGUCCAUUGUACCGCUCUUGUCCACUGUACCACAGGAUGUCGACACGUACCUGAAGCAGUGGGCUGAGGAAAACUUUGAGGAAUAUUCUCGAGACGUGUACGUAGGGG